Messenger RNA from Morone saxatilis (striped sea-bass), 8829 nucleotides. RefSeq names its product rho/rac guanine nucleotide exchange factor (GEF) 18b (gene arhgef18b). Gene Ontology annotation, molecular function: guanyl-nucleotide exchange factor activity. Lineage: Eukaryota; Metazoa; Chordata; Actinopteri; Moronidae. The record is from RefSeq and is a predicted model, not a curated record. Gene Ontology annotation, biological process: small GTPase-mediated signal transduction.
AUGCAUUGUUUGCGAUCUUGCCAGGAGGGGCUCCAGUGUGGAGAGAGCUCCAGUUCCAGCUGCCCUCCCCGGUGCGCUGCUGCUAUGGCGGACUCUCCUCUGACCAUCCUGGCCCUCUUCAAACUCUGGGAUGAAGAGAAUCGGUCCUUUCAAGAGAGUGUACCAGAUGAGAACACAUCAGAGUGCAAGCCAUGCAGUCAGCCCUGUGGGCCUCCCAGUGCCCAGCUCAGUGUCCAGCCUUAUGUUUCCAGUGGGACAGGAUCUUCCUCCUCACUAUCCCCUGCCUCAGUCGCUGAGGACGUCUUCUUUGGUAGCACCAAUGAAGACCAGGAUGCGUGUUCAGUAGUCAGUGAUUACGACUGCCCCUGUGCGGAGGUGAGCAACAGUGUGGAGGACCUGCUGGGCCUCAGCUCUUCUCUCAGAGACUCUGAGUACUUUAAAGACCUGGAAGAGGGGAUACCGGCAUCACAGUCUACUGCAUCCACGGUCCCAGAGAGCAAUACCUUAACUGUUGGCCUACAGGUGUCCCUAAACACAGACAGUCCUGUCACCAACCCAGCCGUACAGACUUGUUUGACCACACACUCCCCUCGGGUCAAUGCAUCACCUCCCCCCUACUAUAUAAAUCCUGCAGAAGAACGUCAUCACAACUUUGUAGUCACUCAGCUUAGUCCUAAGUUACUGCCAGGUUGUAUCAUUGACAGUGGUGACUCCUCUGGCCCUGCAGUAGGGUUUAGCUUGACAAUUAAUCUGAAUGGACUGUUGGGAUCAAUGGAGACAGCAAAAGGAAUAACAGAACCAGAGGAAGUAAAGGAGCAACCCACAAUGGAUUCAGAGGGAGAGCCCGACCUGGACAGCUUUCCUACUCUGGUCAGAUCCAUGUCAACAUCUCGGAGGCACAGCUGGGGUGUCCCUGUGUCCCCCAUUAACCUGGGGAGGAGACUGAGUCUGGAUACCAUGAACAUGGACAGCGAUGGAGAGAGAGACGAUGAUGAGGAGAGACACAAAAGUCUCUUCCAGUCCACCCAGCAGCAGACCUACAGCUGCACAGCCUGUCCAGGAGAUGAGACAGAUGGUCCCAGGCUGAUAGUGAAGCAGAGGAACAACAGAUCAGACACCAAAGAGAAAGGAAAUGUCACCUGGUAUGAGUUCCUCUCUUAUGAGAAUGAGGACGAGGAGGAUCGAACAGAGAAGGUGGAGAAAGGCACCAAGGUGAAGAGGACUCUCAGCUCUCUGAGGAACAGGAUGACGGGCUCCUUUAAUAAAGAUAAGGGUAAGAACAGAGAAAAAGAGCAGCAGAAAGAAAAGGGGAAGGAGGCCAAAGAGAAAGUGUACGGCAGCAGCAACAGCAGCAGAAGCAGCAGUGGGCAUUUUUUGGUGCCAGGCUCUUUCUCCAGCUGUGCCACUUGCUCACUGUGCAGCAAGACCCUGCAGAAAAAGCAUGGCCUGCAGUGCAUGAAUUGUGCUGUGAACGUUCACAAGAGCUGCAAGUCUCUGCUGGGUGAGUGCACCAGCAGCAAGAAUAAGAGAGAAUCUCUACCGAGGGCUGGCUCAUCAGGAUCUCCUAAUCUUGCGCUAAAAGACCGGGACAGGGAGAGGGAGCAGUUUGGCCCAGCCUCAUCACAGGCCCUGGAUGGCCACCCAAGUUAUUUCAGCACCCCAGGCAUGACCAUUAGUCCGUGGGGACCUAGCACUCAUCCGACUGCUGCCCAUACCACCAGCUCCACCACAGCCUCCAGCCUUGGCCACAGCCUCCGUCACCACAACAGCUCAGGAUCCCUCCCUGGGGAGAUGGAUGAGACAGAUGCUCUCCGCUCCAAACGCUGCAACGAAGACGCCAUUUCCCUUGCUCCCUCCACCACAGAGUCCAUCAUCGUUGAAGAUGCUCACUAUGCAGCAGUGCGGGCCGAUCUGGAGUGUGAUGCGCAGGACCUGGAGGCAGAGUCCUGGAGUUUGGCAGUUGACCAGCAAUUUGUUAAGAAGCACUCUAAAGAAACAGUGAAGAGACAGGAUGUGAUAUAUGAGCUGAUGCAGACGGAGAUGCACCACGUGCGAACACUGAAGAUAAUGCUGCAUGUGUACGUGCGGGAGUUGAAGGAGAACCUCCAGAUGGACUCGAGCAGGCUGGACUGUCUGUUCCCCCGCUUGGAAAACCUUCUCGAGCUUCACACAAAUUUCCUGUCUCGUCUCAGAGAGCGUCGGCGAGAAAACCUUGUCUCGCCCAACGAGAAGAACUACACUAUCAACAGAAUAGCAGAUAUUCUGAUUGCACAGUUCUCGGGUGAAUUAGGCGAGAAGAUGAAGGACAGCUAUGGAGAUUUCUGCAGUCACCACACUGAAGCUGUCAGCUACUACAAAGAACAGCUGCAUAACAACAAAAAGUUCCAAAACAUCAUACGGAAACUCAACAACCUGUCCAUUGUUCGGAGGUUAGGAGUGUCCGAGUGUAUUCUGUUGGUGACACAGCGCAUUACCAAGUACCCAGUACUAGUGGAGCGCAUUCUUCACAACACUGAAGCGGGUACAGAGGAGCAUGAGGAUCUAACUCGAUCAAUGGGUCUGAUUAAAGACACCAUCGUUCAGGUUGACGCGUUGGUUAAUCUCCACGAGAAGAACUCUCGACUUCGAGACAUACACAAUAAGAUGGAACCAAAGGCACUGGGAAAAAUCAAAGAUGGCCGAGUGUUUCGUAGAGAGGACCUGGCACAGGGCAGGAGACGGCUGCUGCAUGAAGGCACAGUCAACUGGAAAGCUGCUUCUGGCAGGCUCAAAGACAUUCUGGCAGUGCUCCUGUCAGAUGUGUUGCUUUUGUUACAAGAGAAGGAUCAGAGAUAUGUAUUUGCUACAGUGGAUAACAAGCCGUCAGUGAUCUCUCUUCAGAAGCUGAUUGUCAGGGAGGUAGCCCAUGAGGAAAAAGCCAUGUUUCUUAUCUGUGCCUCCUCCAAUGAGCCAGAGAUGUACGAGAUCCACACAACCUCCAAGGAGGAGCGAAACAGUUGGAUGACACACAUACGGCAGGCUGUUGAGAGUUGUCCUCAUACUGAAGAGAGGCUGUUCAGUGAGGAGGAAGAGGCACGAGCUUCCAGGUUCAAAGAAUUUCAAGAACGGCUGAGUCAGAAGGAUGCAGUGAUCGUCCAGACUCUUACUGAGAAGCUGCAGCUGUUUGCGGACAUGGCAGAGUCUGUGACAGGUCCAGAGGACACCGCUUCACGUUCUAGACUUCUGCUCCGAGGAGAUGCCUCAGACCUCCAGCAGGGGGAGGCCCUGCUCAAAGGAGCUAUCACUGAGGUGGAGAACCUCCAGAACCUGCUGCAGUCCGGAGUGAGGGAGGAAACUCCAAUCUCACGGCUGGAAGAAGGAAGCGGCUCUGGGGUUCUGCCCAGGCGAGCGGAUACCUUUGGGGGCUAUGACAGCAACCCCACCAUCCUCAAUAAGAAUGGCAGUGUGAAGAAGAACUUUUCUGGUGAGUCCAGAAACAGAGACAGAAGCCAGAGAGCCAGCUCUGACCCUCUGCUCAAAGACCUCUGUGGCAGCAACACCCUGGAACAGACGGUUGAUGAGAGCUGCUGCUCUCCUGCCAGAUGGAACCGCAUCUGGUCCAACUCCUUCCCCGAGGCUGAGUUCUUUGACAGAGUGCUGAUGCUCUCCCAAAGGCUCUAUAGUCUGCAGGCCAUCAUAUCACAGCGGGACAGUCAUAUUGAGCUGCAGCGGGCCUCCCUGCCCGGUCGUCACAGAGGGAACGUGCUACUGGAGCAGGAGAAACAGCGUACUUUGGCCCUGCAGAGAGAAGAGCUGGCCAGCUUCCACAAGCUUCAGUCUCAGCACCGGCAGGAGCAGCAGCGCUGGGAGAAAGAGAGGGAGAGGCAUCGCCAACAAGUUGAGGCCACUGAGGCCAGGCUCCGACAAAGGGAGGAGGAGUGCAGACGACUGGAGGAGCAUCUAGCAGAAGAGAGAAAAGAGCUGGAGAUUCAGAGGGAGAAGUACCAGCGGGACCUGGAGAGGCUGAGGGAGUCCACCAGAACUGUGGAGAAAGAAAAGGAACGCCUGGAAAACCAGAAGAAGAUUAAGAGGAAGACUAUUGAGGUGGCUCCUCUGUCCGGCAGUCUGAACGGGGAACUCCUCAUGUCCUCCGCCCUCGCCACCCCCGCCAGUGUCUCCGACCUGCCCCUGCCUCAGAAGCCCCUGGUGCGUGGCAGCCUGUCUGUUGCGCCGGCCGACUAUCCAGAGCGCCCUGAAGUGAUGUUGCGGCGGGAGACGAGCUCCUCCACCCUGCCGCUGAAGACGGAGGUGCCCCUUCAUCUCUUCAGCACCACCAACCAGCUGCACAAACCGGUGGGGGUGCAGCAGCAGAUCCCCACCAAGCUGGCCGCCUUCAGCAGCGGCAAAGGGAAAGGAGGCAAGAUUGGCAAAGCCUCACAUCGCACUGACAGCACUGCCUCUGUGGAUAUGAAGCAGAUGCUGCCGAUGAAGCUUUCCGCCCGAGAAGACAACGCCCUCAAGUCCAAGCGCUCCAUCAGCCCCCACCAGCAGCUCCCGCUGUCAGCCCCUCCUCAGUCUCACUCCCUGCAUCACCACACAGAUCAACUCAGUCCUCCAGACAUCGCUGGACCAGAUACCCAGUCCACCUCCUCCAUCAGCACCUCCCACCCUCCAAAUGUUCAAAAGCCCCCCAUGCCUCCUGCACAGUCCCAUCCUCAGCCCCCCAUGCAGCCUCCCACCAUCCCUCCCCACUCGCACAGCGCUGGCUCCCUCCAGUUCCAGUCCCAUCUGCAGCCUCAGGGCCCCAGUCCCAACGCUCAGGCCCAUGUCCAGGUGAAUGUUCCCGGCGUCACCCACAGCCACAGCAUGCCACCUUACAAGAUGAACACAGAAGACCUCAAUAAGGAGGACGUGAUCUUCUUCUAAACUCCAGUGUGCUGCCCUUUGGAUCAACCUGCUGAUUGUGGAAAAACAACAAAAGAAAAAAAAAAAAAAAUGAUGUGAUGGUUGCUGGUCCCAAAUCAACCGUGUGUCCCAUUCCAAGGAGCCUCUUACAUGUGAUAAUGUGAUGUUGAUGGUAUGUUUAGUGUGGUGUUAUUGAGGCUUAAAUGAAGGUAAGAUAGUUUAAAUAUCUGUACAAAGUUACAGCAAUCCAUAGCAGAGAGCAGAGCCUUUGUCAGCACUACAGUGGCCCAUGCAGAAAAAGAAGUUCUUCAAGAAAGGUGACUUGGUUCUAUUUUAACACUGCUACCACAUCUUUGUUUUAAGCUGCCACGGUUUCUUUUUUAUUUAAUUUUUAGCUAAAUUUCUUAACUCGAGAAGACAAAGAGUAGUAUAAAAAGGAAACCAUUUUCGAAGAACAAAAGCUUCUUGUAACUUGUAUGAAAAAGGUUUAAAAGAAGUUCUACCAAUCCAAAGACAUUACGGCGAGAGCUGAAGGGGAUUUGACUGAAAGGUACAAUGUGAAAGAAAAGCGGUCGGGGGAUUUUCAGGAGACUCUGAUCAGCUCGGUUAAUGAAGCAUGAAAAAUGAAAGGUGCAGUGAUGGCGCCCCUGGCCUUAACCGCCUGCUUCUGCUGGACCUGAAACCACAAGAAAUGAUUCAGGAACUCCAAAAUGAUCCAACUCUUAAUACACAAAUGCUCUCUGCUCGGUGUUUCAUUUGCACAGUGUAAAUACUCCAUUCCAGACUAAGACAAAAUGUGUAUUGUUCGGUUGUACAGUUGUCAAAAUUGUGAAGGUUCAUUGCAUUUUGUUGUUCUUGUUCUGCUUAAUCAUGCUUAUUACAGAAGGCUGAACUUGUGGAAUACAUUUCUAGUGUUGCCGCUGGUUGUGAAACCAGACUCUGGUCAGCAGUUCUUUUUCCAGGCUGUUGUGUAAUAAUGCUCCAUUUCAAUUAUGGAGAAUUCAGCUUGUGGCAAAUUCUUCUGUUUUUCAAAAUGAGACAAACUCAGGGAUGCCUUUAUUAUGUCUGUACAGUUUGAAGUUAUGCUAGACUUUACUGUGUACUCCUUAUCCUUCCAUUAAUAAUAUUUAUAAACACCAUUUCACGUACAUGCAGUUGCUUUUGUGAGCUCGAGCACCAAGUAGGUUAGCUUAUUGAUAAAAUAUCACUUUUUUUAACAUAGAAAGCGAGAAAUAUGUAAAUUUGUCUAUUCAUUAAUUAAAUUAGCCUUCAAUCGUUAGCAUUUAAACGCAUAUUUCUCAAACUUUAAGCAGAGCUAUUGACCCCAUAGACAUCCUGGGAAUCACCGCUCAUCAGAUUGUACCUUGUAGACAUCAGAAAGGCCUCACUAAGUUUGUCACACCCUGGGUUACAUUUCACUGUAACUCAGGGUAAUCCCCUUUAAGAGACACGUCUAUGAGAAACAUGGUGUACUGUACAAUUCAUGACAUUUCAUGCUGAAUGUUGUUUUAAGGUUGAAAUUAACAUUUUUUUUUUUUUUUUUUACUGCUUUUAGAAGAGAACAUUUUGGGAAAAAAGCUUACUUGGCGUAAUCACACCAUUUUUUAACAGAUGAUAUGCACUGAAAAUAUCAAAAUCCACAAUCAUAUUAAUGGAAUAUAUAACUUAGAAUAAAAGCCUCUAUUUGUUAUUCCCAAACAGAAACAAGUCAGAUUAUGACAACAAGCCCUAAACGUGCAUAAAGGAGCACAGUGUUUAAAUUGUUUUCUAUAUCUGUGAUAAAUAUUCUAAAAUUACCUCACUCCUGUGGUGCAUUAUAAUAUUUAAUACACAUUCUCCUCCUUAACCACUCAGUAUAUACUGAGUCCUCACAGGACAAGCAUGGCGUGUAUGGAGUCCCCAGUUCAAUCCACUUCAGUGCUAAUUCUUCAAAUCUAGUUCAUGUGAUUGACAGGUCAUGUUUUUGAAGGUUUGUGUCUCUGGACCUGAUUUUGCUGACUUGGCAGUUUGUAAAUCUGUCAGGAUCGGUUUAUUUUAGUGAAGCGGUAUAUCUUUGAGAUAUAUAUGAAGAUGUCAGUUUUAAUUGAGACCCUGAGGUCUCAUUGACAGUGUGUUUUAUUGAUUGCUGAUGACUUUUCAUUAGCUGGGUCUUUAAUCUCUGUGCCUGACAAAAAAAAGCAGUACGGUGACUAGUGCAUUGGUCCUGCGGCAAACAGGACUAUCAGCUGUUGUCUGAAAAAAUUUCAGUUUUUAUCUUUUCUCACAGAAGAAAUAUGGAGAUUUCAUUUUCUUUCUCUAUAUAUACGCGAGAACCAUUUAAAUCAUGAAGUAGUUGACACAAAUGUGUUUUUUGUCUCUGGAGGGAAAAAUGUCAGAAGAGCUUUUUGUCUUUGUCCAAAUAAGCUUGUCUCUGAAGCUAGCUGGAGUGUUUAUGUAUAUUAUGUAUAUUGUUGUAUAUACUGUAUGUGAUAUCUUCUGCACCGACUGCCCUCGUUACGCAUUCUCGUAUUAGGAACAGAGAUAUUUUGACGUGAAUCAAGAUGUCAGCCAAAAGUCUGUGCAUAUGUGUAUAUACACUUAAAAUACACACACAGGUGUGUAUGUACAAUACGGUACGCCUUGCUUGGAUAGACUCGUGGCAGUUUAAUGAAAACACAAUCAGUCAUCGCUGUUGUGAACUGAAAAUGAAGGUGUGCUUAUUUAAUCUCCUGGUUGUGUGUUGAUGUUGUAGCAUUGAAGUCGAGGUGCACUGUCUGUCGUCUUUCUCCUGCGAUUCAUGAGUGAUGUUUCACCAAGAUUAUGUAGCAGUCAUGAAAACUAAAUCAUCUGGUUGUUUCAGUCGGUUAAACCAAAGACACAUUCGGUUGCCUGGGUUCCUGUCUGUGCUCUCGUAUGAAGGAUAAAUGACACUGCUGGUUGUGUGGUCGUCCACAAAGUGUUAUUACUUAUAAAAACAUCCUCCAGGGAGUGUCUGUAAAAAGUGUGUUUAAAGCACAUUGUAGUCCAGCUCUUAUACUGCUUCAGGUCUAAUUUUUGAUUUGCUGUUUGUUCUUUGCAUUGUUUUCAUCUUGAAACCAGAGCGUACACAAACAAUAAAUCAAAUGGGGCGUUUAAGUAUUCUCACUUAUUGGCACAACCCAACGAUAUAGUCUUAAUUUUUCAUUAUCAGGAUAUGACAACAAUGGAAUAUGGAUGUAAAUGUGAACGUACUCGUGGUUUUCAGUGCUUGGAACCCUAUAAAAAUGUCUUUGACAAAACUAUCUCAACUCAAGGUUCACUUACAAGCUUUUUCCCCUCCAGAGCUUUCAACCAUAACACACGGUCUUCAUCAGCAUAGUAAAGCCAAUGCUUAACAUAAAGGCCAACUCGGACGAGAAGUCCUAAAAGUGCUAUUGGUGAAAUCAUGGCAGCUACCUUGUCAAGACGAGUGAGCAGACUCAAUCUGCUAGUGAAGACCAAGUGAUAUUGGUUGAAAGCUUAGGAAAAAGUGGGGCUUGAGUCGGGAUUGUUUCAGGGUUACGGAAGACCUUUCAUGUUAACUUUUAAGACAUUUCCACAUCUGUCCAUUUUCCUGUACUUUCCAACUGUCUCCUUUUUAAUUCUGAAUGAGAGAUGUUGGGCAACGGGAAAACUGGUGUAUGAGCACUUUAGUUCUGCUCCAGGUACGAGACUUUUAGCAAACCUCAACAGUAAAGGUGGAUGCUGCCUGUUGGUGCCACUGUUUGGAUCAACUCAAGUCUUAAAUGAUCUUUUGCUGUACUGAAAUGCUUAACCUUUUUGCUCUGUUUUAAAAACUUGGAAGCCAGUCAGUCACAUCACUGUGUCUGUGUGUGUCUGUGUGUGUCAGUCUGUGUGUAUCUGCGUGUGUGUUCACGCCACCAAAAACACUGAAGGAACAUUUCUAACAGACGUGUUUCUUGUUGUGUUUUUUUUUUUUUUUAAAUA